CUUUUAAAAAUAGCCACAUUCAAAAAGUAAUCUUGUUUUGAUGUUCUUGCAUGAUGGAGAAGCUGUGACCUUCUGACACCCUGUGGAGGAUAGAGCACCGCGAGGCGAAUGACAAUUUGUUUUAUUCCGUGCAAUUGCGGAAUCAAUUGAGACACGAGAAAACAUGAAGUGGUGAGCUUGGCCUGAAAACAAUGCCUGAAGAUGAAUUUCUGUAAUCUACAUUCACCAUGCAGGCUAUUAUUUAUUAUAGGGAUGUUAUUUCUAAUGGUUGAUACUAAGUUGCAGACUGCUUUAAACUCCAGCUUUGUUGAAGUGGUAGGGAACGAUCACAAUAUAACAAAACCGAAGGAAAUAAUAAAAAUAGGCCUAAUAAUGCCAUAUGAGGUUACUGGAUGUGAACCCUUUUGCGAAGAGGAACCUCCAAUCGAUGGCAGAAGUUACGCCACUGCCUUUCAAAUUGCUGUAGACGAUGUGAACAGAAACAGCUCAUUGCUACCAAAUCAUGAAAUCAAGUUUGUUUUUAAUGACUCAACCGUGGACGAAGCAAAUGCACUAAUGGCAGUGUACAAACAGCUAAAUGGUAUGAAUGUCUCUGCCUUAGUUGGCCUGGGGUGGUUUUGCCAUUCUGUUUCCACUAUUGCAACUGCUGUCGAUGUUCCCGUUAUUUCGCAUUAUUGCAAAGAAGACGAUUCGAUUAUGGUUCACAAAAAGUCAGAGGACAAACUGCUUUUCGCAAGAACAUACCCACUUACGACACAAAUUGUGCCAACGAUUGUUGCAAUUUUGAACAGGUUCAAAUGGAAGAAGAUAGCGAUAAUGAAGAAUGAAGAAUUGAACGCUUUACAGAUGAGUGGAAAUUUAAGAAUAUCUGACCAGUUCCGAGAAUUUGGAAUUGAUAUUGAGAUCGAGAAAGCGUUGCCUGAGACGAUUGAUUUUACUCGGACUAACAGAGCAGAUCUACGAAACGCCAUGAAAGCUGUUAAGGACAAAUGUGUACGAGUGAUUGUGUUCAUGUGUGUAUACAAAAUUGCACGAGAAGCCCUUGUUUUUGCUAAUGAGCUGAAUAUGACCGGAGGGAAUUUCGUAUUCAUAAUCAUCAUCAGAUCCCCAGUUGAAUUUGAAGACAAGAUUGCGCGGCCUUUCAAAUGGUUCAUGUCAGAAUACGGAGAACAUUCUGUCAGCUCUGAAAAUGGGGUGAAAGAAGCUUUGAAAACGGCCUUCCUUGUUGGACCAACCAUUAAUGAUAAUGAAAGGUACAAGCGGUUUGUUGCCAGACUAAAGCGAGACAGCUCCAAUGCUCCUUUUUACAGCAACUUUUUCGAUGAACACCGAUACGCAUCAAUUCCAGAAAUUGGCUAUUACCUAUACGACACAGUGUUGCUUUAUGCUUUGGCAGCAAACAAAAGUUUAAUGGCGAAUGGGAAUGUUAACAACGGCACUGCUAUUUACAACAGCCUUAAAGGGAUGACAUAUGAAAGCAUUCUUGGCCAUGAGAUGGUCGUACACGAACUCAGCCAUCGAGGACUCUACGUUAAGUUCAACUACAUGCUUUACACAUUCAAUGAAAGCUCCGUUGUAACGUACAAUGCCUAUUUUGUUGAGUCUGAUGAUGAUGCAUCAAAUAAAACCACCUUGGUGUACAAGGAGCGCAAGCCCCUUAAUUGGCCUAAGAGCAUUGUGGGCGAUCUUAAAUGCGAGAGUUUCUUUAAUGAAGAUUAUACAAAGGUGCUGGCAAUCUCCAUUUCAGUGUCUAUUAUCGUCGUUAUGCUGGUUCUGUUACCAGUCUUUAAAUACAGGAGUUAUCGUUUGGAAAGAUCGCUGACAAAUAAGUUAUGGGAAGUCGAUAUUUCAGAAUUGAUGCUUCAUAAUGGUACCUUUACACAAGCAAUUUCUACACCAAGCGUGAGCAUCGAGAAAGACAUUCCUUUGUCACCAGUGCGGAAGAAAUCAUCGAUUGAAACUGUGCGUGCAAUUUACAAAACAGAUUGGGUGGCUGUUAAGAUCAUUGAAGCUCAUAACAUUGAACUCAAGCGAGAGUCACUUUUAGAACUGAAACAGAUACGGGAAAUUCGCCAUGAUAACAUAAACCCUUUCAUUGGUGCCCAUGUAAAACCUGGCAGAGUUCUAAUUGUCACUCAGAUUGCUGCUCAUGGGAGCUUAGAGGAUGUGCUUGAGAACGACAACAUGAAGCUGGAAACACUAUUCCUUUUGUCGUUGAUAUCAGAUAUCACAAAGGGAAUGGCCUAUCUUCACAAUAGUCCAAUCUUAUCCCACGGGAGUCUCAAGUCUUCCAAUUGUUUGAUUGAUAGUAAUUGGUUGGUGAAGAUCACUGACUUCGGUCUGCAUACCCUGAAAAGAAAAACCAAGGGUCUUGAAUACAACAAGCUUCUUGAUAGCAGAAGUCAUUUAUGGGUAGCACCAGAGCUGCUACGAGAUCCGAAUCCUCCCGCUCGGGGGUCAGCUAAAGGAGAUGUUUACAGUUUCGGGGUGAUUUUACAAGAGUGUCACACAAGAAGAGGCCCUUGGAGUGAUGUAGACCUCAGUUGUGAAGAAAUUGUGGCACGAGUAGUGAAAGCUGAAAACCCGCCUUUUCGGCCUAUCGUUCCAAACAGCAUCGAGAACGCACCUGAAUUGCAGACAAUGAUGUGCAGAUGCUGGAGUGAAAACCCACAGGACAGGCCGUCGUUUUCAGAAAUGGCGAAAGAGACCGAAGCAGCUAUGAAGGGAAAUGGGUUCAAAAGCAAUAUAGUUGAUGAUUUGCUGUACAGAAUUGAGCAGUAUGCCAAGAACUGGGAACACCUUGUUGAGCAAAAGAAUAAAGAACUUUCAGAGGAGAAAAAGCGUAUUGAGGCAUUGGUGGGCAGAAUGUUGCCACGUGCAGUGUACAAGCAGCUAACUAAAGGGAAGGAAGUAGAAGCAGAGACAUUUAGAGAAGUGACUAUUUACUUUAGUGAUAUCGUCGGAUUUACGUCACUUUGCGCUGCAAGCACCGCUAUGGAAGUUGUUACAUUCCUGAACCAACUUUACACGCUGUUUGAUAGCAUCAUAAAGUAUUACAAUGUUUACAAGGUUGAAACGAUAGGGGACGCGUACAUGGUAGUUUCUGGUUUGCCAGUUCGUAACGGCAAUGAACACGCGAAAGAGAUUGCCUUAAUGGCCUUCCAUAUAUUAAAUGCAGUUAAAACAUUUGUUAUUCAACACCAAAAAGAUAGCCAGCUGCGGAUCAGGAUUGGAAUCAAUUCAGGUUCUGUUGUGACUGGCGUUGUCGGGUCUACGAUGCCUAGAUACUGCUUGUUUGGUGACACGGUCAACACAGCAUCCAGGAUGGAGUCUACUGGGGAAGCCCUAAAGAUUCACGUAAGCGAGUCAACGAAAGAAAUUUUGACAGAUAUUGGCGGUUUUGAGCUGCAAACAAGAGGAGAGAUAGCGGUCAAGGGGAAAGGUGUUAUAACUACAUAUUGGUUGAAUGACAUUAACGACAAAUAUAAAAACAUCAUAUUGAAGCAUGAACUUUUGCUAUCGGAAGCAAUGAGGGACAAAGGGACUGGUUCUAAUACCCCAGUACCUAGUACUCAUAAAAGAAAUCCAAGGGCUACUCCUCAGGGGUCCUUAUGUCCUUCACCAAACACGUCACCAACGCUGUUCCGCAAAGGAUCACGGUAUAGAGCCAGGGUAGAGCCGCCAUCUGAUUUGCCGUCCUUGGACGUUAGUCAUAGGCUGCUUACUCUAAAAACAAGCAAGAACACACCAACAGACGAGUCGGUUAUUUUACUGCCAACAACCUGGGAGACAAAAGCCUGAUUCUGAUCUUUUUCCAGAGCCAAGGUCGUAUCAAAUGACAGUGUCUGGAUUUCUCGGUAUCUUGUGUUGAAAAUUUCCUGCCGCCCUGCGGUUGCUUGGUCUGACAUUCUAGAGGAUCACAAAAGAAAGAUGAUUUAUGAUGUUUGCUAAGAUUCAUUGCAGAUGAAUGUGCUGCUCCGCAAGAGUGUUCACCAAAUACAGUCCUGUUCGUUGUAGUUUUUUGGUUCUUGAGUCAGCUAAAGCUUACUGUAACCCUGCAGGAUUUGACAUCAGUUAUCGCGACAGGUACGAUUGCAACUGCUACAAUUUGAGGUUAUUUUCAUGUAUAGGAACAUGGUUUGCCAAACGUGGCCCGUGCGAAGACGUUUACGCGAAGACGCUUUUUGACAACAUCAGUAUUCGGAGCAUUAGAGCAAGAUGCCUGCCUGUGCCUGUGCUUUGAACAACUAGAGAAAAUUAGAAACGGGACCUCAGAUAAAGGGACCGUCUAACCCAUUUAUCUGCUCAUGGAGGCUGGUUUUGGUAUUUUUUAACCACGCUUUGCUUAUUGUUUUAAGAUUUUAUGUAGUUAUUCCUGAUAAUACUGUCAUACUUCCCUAGUUUUGUUCGACCCGAUACCUUUUUAUCUAGCCUUUACCCCAUUGCAAAAACAUUUUCCCCUUUCAAAGCCAUUGGUCCUAGAUAGGAACCCUGGAUCAAUUGUCAUUCUCCUAAUGUGCCCCUUGCCUGGCCACUAGAUUUGUGUUUGCGUGUUCUAAGGGAAAACUAAGAAUGGGGUCCUUAUUUAGUAUGGACUGCAAGAAACGCUGUAGAUCAUAUUAAAUGCAACAGUAAAAUGUUAAUAUGAUAAUAUUUCUCGUUGAUAGCAGAAGCUUCAGUUUAAGAAAGUUUUUAAAAAUGAGGUGAACUUGAGCGAGUCUAAAAGAGCAUGGAUAUAACAAUAAUUUGGGGGCUUCUUUUGGUCGGGGCCCCCUAAACUGCGUUACGCCACUAGACACGCAUACAAACGAAAAAUCCCUCCAUUAUAGCGUACAAGAAACCGUAGACAUAACAUUCUUUAUUUGGAUUUGGCAAUUGCCCCCGUCAAAAGUUAUUCCCCGUCUUUCUAUUUGCGGUUAUUUAUCCCACUGCUUCCAAUGUAUCAUAGAUCGUGCAGUUAUGCUGUAAGAUACGGUAGUCUAUGUCGCUACGUUGCGAAGUUCCUAGUAUCUAGGUUCUCAAUUUUUGUCAAUUUUAGCACUGUAAAUUUUUUGGAUUAAGAUAAAUGAAAUUGUAUAAACAUUUAGGUAACAAGGUAAGAAAUUAAUAAUUGAAAGAAUGAUAGUUUUUAUUACUUGAAAUAAUAUUGUACAUAUUUAUACAGAUA
Molecule: messenger RNA, 5167 nt
Organism: Rhopilema esculentum
Lineage: Eukaryota; Metazoa; Cnidaria; Scyphozoa; Rhizostomeae; Rhizostomatidae
Product: atrial natriuretic peptide receptor 1
Biological process (GO): protein phosphorylation; intracellular signal transduction; cGMP biosynthetic process
Cellular component (GO): plasma membrane
Molecular function (GO): protein kinase activity; adenylate cyclase activity; guanylate cyclase activity
Source: RefSeq, a predicted model, not a curated record